Molecule: messenger RNA, 1377 nt
Organism: Aspergillus steynii IBT 23096
Lineage: Eukaryota; Fungi; Ascomycota; Eurotiomycetes; Eurotiales; Aspergillaceae
Exons: 2
Coding region: 46-1377 (443 amino acids)
Biological process (GO): amino acid transmembrane transport
Cellular component (GO): vacuolar membrane
Molecular function (GO): amino acid transmembrane transporter activity
Source: RefSeq, a predicted model, not a curated record
CAUAUCCAAUUCACCCCAUAUUCAAUCGCUAUACCCUCCGACUCCAUGGCCAGCGAAGGUCUUCCCAAAAAUCAGGACCUCUCGGAUCCCGAAACACAAUACAUCUUGGACGGCAAUGCCAGGUUUCGCCGGCUAGGAUGGAAACGCCUUACCGUCAUUUCCAUAGUGGAGGCCAUCGCUCUGGGAAGCUUGGGCCUGCCUUCUGCCUUCGCCACGCUGGGCAUGGUUGCCGGUGUCAUCCUCACAGUCGGCAUCGGUCUGGUGGCGAUGUAUGCGGGCUAUAACAUCGGACAAGUGAAGUUACGGUACCCUCAAGUUGGGCACUAUGCGGACGUCGGCCAGCUUCUGCUGGGGAGUGUGGGAUCCAAGAUCUUCGUGGGAAGCUUCGUGGCUUUGUUGAUCUUCGUUAUCGGUUCCCACUGCUUGACCGGCGCAAUUGCCUUCCAGACCAUCACUGAAAGCGGCGUCUUUUCGGUCGUCUUCAGUGUUGUCUCCGCUGCCAUUCUGAUGAUGCUCGCUAUUCCUCCGUCUUUUGCUGAGAUUGCAAUCCUUGGGUAUAUCGAUUUCGCUUCGAUCAUCUUGGCGAUCGGAAUCACCGUGAUUGCAACCGGCAUUCAAACCUCCAAUGGCUCUGGUACCUUCUCUACCGAUCAUUCACCGUGGUCAGCAUGGCCGAUAGCCGGGAUCACCUUCUCGCAAGCCAUCGUGGCCACCAACAAUAUUGUCUUCGCGUACUCUUUCGCCGGCUGCUUGCCCUCAUUCAUGGAAGAUAUGCACACUCCCGAAGAUUAUAUCAAAACCCUCUGGUGGCUAGGAGGCAUCCAAAUCGUCAUCUAUACUCUGACAGGAUCGCUGAUCUACGCGUUCGUAGGCCAGGAGGUGCAAUCGCCUGCAUUGCUAUCGGCCGGACCAGUCAUUUCCCGCGUGGUAUUCGGCAUAGCCCUUCCGGUCAUCUUCAUCUCCGGCUCCAUCAAUACCACCGUCGUCUGCCGAUACAUCCACGGCAAAGUCUACCAUGACUCGGCCGCCCGAUUUAUCAACACCCGCAAGGGCUGGAUGACUUGGUUAGGUCUCAUUUCACUGGUCACUGUCCUGGCUUGGGUGAUUGCCGAAGCUAUUCCUAUUUUCUCGGAGCUGCUUUCGAUCAUCUCGGCGCUUUUCGUCUCCGGUCUGUCGUUUUAUAUUCCGCCGGUGAUGUGGUUUGUGCUGUUGAGGGAGGGCGCGUGGUACGAGAAGCAUAAUUUGCAGCCCGCGGUUUGUAAUUUGGUGGUUUUUAUCGUUGGUAUGGUUGUUUUUGGUUGUGGCACUUACUCGAGCAUUGCAGAAUUAGUUUCGAAGUUUCAGUCAGGGGCCAUAAGCAAGCCUUUCACGUGUUAA